Medioppia subpectinata is the source of this 1305-nucleotide messenger RNA. Lineage: Eukaryota; Metazoa; Arthropoda; Arachnida; Sarcoptiformes; Oppiidae. The record is from the annotation of a GenBank genome assembly.
AUGAACACAACGUCAACUGUAAAGCCGUGGGAACCACAGCAACGAUUGGGUAGUCUAAAGACAUGGCUCGACAAACACCAGGAGCUGAUGAAACAGUCGGCCGAUCACCAGAAGAACAUCCGAGUGGUGUUUAUUGGCGGUUCGUUAACCAAAUACUUUUUAUACGCAGGUCAACACAUUUGGGAUAAGUAUUACGAACCGGAAGGCGCCUAUAAUUAUGGUAUUUGUGGUGACAACACUUCAAAUAUCUUGUGGCGGAUCCAGAAUCACGAGUUGGCCGGACUUCAGCCCAAACUCAUUGUCUUUCAAUGUGGAUACAACAAUAUAUUUGCCGAUAAGUCCAAUACUGUGGCCGAAGACACGGCCAAAGGAAUUGAGACUAUACUACAAGAGUUGAGGGCCAGAUGUCCGGACAGUAAGAUUAUACACAUGGGUGUGAUGAUUCCGAUUAGAGACCCCGGUUUGGACCAUCAGUGCCUGCAAUUGGAUGAGAUGACCGAGAAGUUUGAUAACCAAAACAAUAUCUACUUUCUGAAAACACGUGCUCACUAUUUGGACUCCAAUGGUAUGGUUGAGGCCUCGUUGCGCACCAGUGAUGGCGUGCACCUGACCCGCGCCGGGUAUCAGCCCUGGGAGGCGGAGGCGGGCAACUGGUGGCCCAAUUGGAUGCAAAUACAUAACCAGUUAACAGCCAACAGCCGAGACCAGGCUGACCACAUUAAAGCCCUAUUCCUGGGCGUCUCCCUCACCAACUUCUGGGGCGGUGACGGCCGGCAACUGUGGGACUCCUAUUACGCGCCCAAAGGGUCGGCCAACUACGGCAUACCCGGCGACUCCACGUCCAAUGUCUUGUGGCGGAUCCAGAAUAAGGAAAUGGAUGGACUCAGGCCUAAGGUUAUUGUGUUUUCCUGCGGCGCCGGUUACAAUAGUCUCCAUAAUCCGGACCCGAAAGUAGAUCCCCGGACACAGCCCUCGGGUCCGGAAGUGUUGCGGGGCCUGAAAGAGAUUAUCACCGAGUUAAAAGCAAAAUUCACGGACACCGGGAUUAUAGUGAUCGGGCACACCCCGUAUCACAACGACGACCGCCGGCCCGAUGUCAGCGAAGUGUCCAAAGAGAUCAAUCGGGAGCUGAAGAAGUUUGCCGAUGAAAAGACAGUGUAUUUCUUGGACCUGACGCCCAGUCUUGUGGACAGUAGUGGUCAGCAAUUGCCCGGCCUUUUCAAAGAUGGCCUACACUUUACGUUAGACGGGUAUCGGGUGUGGCAUCGAGUUAUGGGUCCGUUGUUUGAAAGACUAAUGUUAUGA